AUGGCGGGAAGCAACAGCGAACAACAAGUACCCCUGGAUGUUUUCCUCCGAGCGAUACAGCUGAAGGAUGAAGAGAUUGAGACCAUGCGAAAGCAGAAGCGCGACGACGACGCAGCCCUCCGUAUCGCUCAAGGGAGGAUUGCUCAGCUUGAGAAGGAGAUAGCAAUACAUCAUACAUCGUCCUGGGCAAGAGGGUCAAAGACUGAUCAAGGAAAACAGAACAGCGAUGCGUCUAGCCGUUCUUUCGCUGAUAAGGUAAUGUCUACUGCUGACGCUGCCAUUGGCAAGGCGAUCAAGGGCAAACAACCAGUUAUGCCGACUACAAAAGCAUCCCUAUCGUCUAAUGAGUUCCAAAUCCCCGGCAAAAAAAGGAAAAAACAUUGGUACAAUUCCUGGCAAGAGACCAACAUGAAGAAAAUGCAAAGCAAUGACGAGCUCCUUGAGAUGAAGCUCCCAUGUUUCGACCCUGAUUUCAAGCACAUAGGCAUUGCACGUCCAGUAGAGAACCCUGACGAUCGGCACAGAAAGUGCUACCAUUGCCUUCAAUCGUACGAACGCAAGGAUAUGUGGGAUCACUUGGAUGUCUGCUGGGCUUUCUGGAAACUUGCCGUGCGCUGUGGGCGUUGUAACAAGAUCUUCAAACUCAACGACGCGUUCUUCCUUCAGCAUGAGCGUGAGUGCCUGUCGCACUUGGGUGUUACUCAGAUGUGUAAGAACCAUUACACGCUGGCGGCGGAUGCUAGGGUAUGA
Messenger RNA from Alternaria viburni, 750 nucleotides. RefSeq lists its product as uncharacterized. The record is from RefSeq and is a predicted model, not a curated record. NCBI's taxonomy places the organism in Eukaryota, Fungi, Ascomycota, Dothideomycetes, Pleosporales, Pleosporaceae. Bases 1 to 750 code for a protein of 249 amino acids. The transcript has a single exon.